Messenger RNA from Australozyma saopauloensis, 6360 nucleotides. RefSeq names its product glutamate synthase (NADH) (gene GLT1). The record is from RefSeq and is a predicted model, not a curated record. The transcript has a single exon. NCBI's taxonomy places the organism in Eukaryota, Fungi, Ascomycota, Pichiomycetes, Serinales, Metschnikowiaceae. Gene Ontology annotation, molecular function: glutamate synthase (NADH) activity; iron ion binding; iron-sulfur cluster binding. Bases 1 to 6360 code for a protein of 2119 amino acids.
AUGGCCUCUUACUUACCACAUGACGAGUUGAAAACAAACGUAUACACAUACGACGAGGUACCCGAGAACAAGUCAUGGGCUUCCGCUUUGCCUGUGGCCAAGGGUCUCUACAACCCGGACCUCGAGAAGGACGCCUGUGGUGUCGGUUUCGCCUGUCACUUGAAAGGUGAUGUCUCCCACAAAAUCGUCUCCGACGCCCGCAACUUGCUUUGCAACAUGACCCACAGAGGUGGUGAGUUGAACCCAAAGGAUGGUGACGGUGCCGGUUUGUUGUCCUCUUUGCCUCACAAGUUCUUGACCCGUGAGUUCAAGUACCACUGCGACGUGGACUUGCCUCCUUUGGGCCAGUACGGUACCGGUAAUGUGUUCUUCAAGAAGGACCCGGCCGUGUUCGAGAAGUCCAAGGCCACCUUCGAGUCUCUUGCUCAAUCCUUGGGCUUGAAGGUCUUGGGCUGGAGAGCGGUUCCACACGACUCCAGCAUCUUGGGCCCUGCCUCUUUGUCCAGAGAGCCUUUGAUUUUGCAGCCAGCCGUUGUCUUGACUGAAACCUACGGCAGCGAGAUUUCCGCCGAGGACUUCGAGAAGUCACACAAAAAGAACUUCGAGAAGAACUUGUUCAUCUUGAGAAAGCAAGCUUCUCACACCAUUGGUUUGCACAACUGGUUCUACAUCUGUUCCUUGUCUUCCAAGACUAUUGUCUACAAGGGUCAAUUGGCUCCAAACCAGGUGUACGCAUACUACUACGACUUGGUCAACGCCGACUUCGAGGCUCAUUUUGCCCUUGUCCACUCCCGUUUCUCCACCAACACCUUCCCAUCUUGGGACCGUGCUCAGCCAUUGAGAAUUGCUGCUCACAACGGUGAAAUUAACACCUUGAGAGGUAACAAGAACUGGAUGAGAGCCAAGGAGGGUGUCAUGGCCUCCGAGUUGUUUGGCGACGAGUUGGAGAAAUUGUUCCCUAUCAUUGAGGAGGGUGGUUCCGACUCUGCUGCUUUUGACAACGUUUUGGAGUUGUUGGUCAUUAAUGGUGUUUUGUCUUUGCCUGAAGCUGUCAUGCUCAUGAUUCCUGAGGCUUGGCAAAACGACAAGCAGAUUGACAUGAAGAAAAAGGCCUUCUACGAGUGGGCUGCUUGUUUGAUGGAGCCAUGGGAUGGUCCUGCUUUGUUCACCUUCGCCGAUGACAGAUACUGUGGUGCCAACUUGGACAGAAACGGUUUGAGACCAUGUCGUUACUACGUUACCGACGAUGACAGAAUCAUCUGUGCCUCUGAGGUCGGUGUCAUCGAUGUCGAGCCUGAGAAGGUUUUGCAGAAGGGCCGUUUGCAACCAGGUCGUAUGUUGUUGGUCGACACCAUUGAGGGUCGUAUCGUCGAUGACCGUGAGUUGAAGAACAAGGUUGCCUCCCGUUUCGACUUCAAGUCAUGGGUGACCGCUUCCAUGAUCACUUUGGAGGAUUUGGUUGAGAAGUUGACCGCUAGAGACAUCAAGGUCUCUGGCCCAGCUUACGACACCACUCACACCGUGCAAACUGACCCACGUUUGUUGGCUUUCGGAUACUCUAACGAGCAAAUGAACACCAUCUUGGCUCCAAUGGCCGAGGCUAAGGAGUCUCUUGGUUCCAUGGGUAACGAUACUGCCUUGGCAUGUAUCUCCGAGCAACCACGUUUGUUGUACGAGUACUUCCGUCAAUUGUUCGCCCAAGUCACUAACCCUCCUAUCGACCCUAUCAGAGAGGAGAUUGUCAUGUCUUUGGAGUGUUACGUUGGUCCUCAAGGUAAUCUUUUGGAGAUGAAGCCAAACCAGUGUGACCGUUUGUUGUUGCGCUCCCCAGUCAUCUCUAACAGCGAGUUGAGUGCCAUUAGCAACAUUGAGACUGUCGUUCCAACUUGGUCUGUUGCCUCCAUUGACAUCACCUUCGACAGAGCCGAUGGUAUUCAAGGCUACAUCAACAAGAUCGAGGAGAUCUGUCAAGAAGCUUCUCGCGCUCUUGCUGACGACAAGAAGAUCAUCAUUUUGACCGACAGAGCCAUCUCUGUCAACAGAAUCCCUAUCUCUGCCCUCAUUGCCACUGGUGCUGUUCACCACCACUUGGUUAGACAAAAGCAACGUUCUAAGGUCGCUAUCUUGCUCGAGACCGCCGAGGCUCGUGAAGUCCACCACAUCUGUUGUUUGGUUGGUUAUGGUGCUGACGGUGUCAACCCAUACUUGGCCAUCGAGACUUUGUGCAAGAUGAGAGACGAAGGCCUCUUGAAGUUGAACUUCAGCAACGAACAGAUCUUUGCAAACUAUAAGGAGGCUGUCGACGCCGGUGUUUUGAAGGUUAUGUCCAAGAUGGGUAUUUCCACUUUGGCUUCCUACAAGGGUGCUCAAAUUUUCGAAGCCUUGGGUAUUGACAACUCCGUCAUUGACCGUUGUUUCGCUGGUACUGCCUCCAGAAUUAAGGGUAUCACCUUCGAGUACAUUGCUCAAGAUGCAUUCUCUUUGCACGAAGCCGCUUUCCCUACCAGAGAGACCAUCAAGCCUCUUGCUUUGCCAGAGACUGGUGAGUACCACUGGAGAGAUGGUGGAGAGAAGAAGGUGAAUGACCCAGCUGCCAUUGCAUCUCUUCAAGACGCUGUCCGUAACAAGAACGAGCGUGCUUACGAUGCUUACUCCAAGAAAGAGUACGACGCUAUCAAGAACUGUACUUUGCGUGGUUUGUUGGACUUUGACUAUGAAGGCGCUACCCCAGUUCCUAUCGACCAAGUUGAGCCAUGGACCGAGAUUGUCCGUCGUUUCUUCACCGGUGCCAUGUCCUAUGGUUCCAUUUCCAUGGAGUCCCACUCUACUUUGGCUGUCGCUAUGAACAGAUUGGGUGGUAAGUCCAACACUGGUGAGGGUGGUGAAGAUUCCGCCAGAUCCCAGGUCAAUGCCAACGGUGACACUAUGCGUUCUGCUAUUAAACAGAUUGCCUCUGGUAGAUUCGGUGUUACCUCCUACUACUUGGCUGACGCCGAUGAGUUGCAGAUCAAGAUGGCUCAGGGUGCUAAGCCUGGUGAGGGUGGUGAGUUGCCUGGUCACAAGGUGUCUGAGAGCAUCGGUAAGACCCGUCACUCCACUCCUGGUGUUGGUUUGAUUUCUCCUCCUCCACAUCACGAUAUCUACUCCAUUGAGGACUUGAAGCAAUUGUUGUACGAUUUGAAGUGUGCCAACCCUCGUGCUCGUACCUCUGUCAAGUUGGUCUCUGAGGUUGGUGUUGGUAUUGUUGCCGCCGGUGUCGCCAAGGCUGGUUCCGAGAACAUUUUGGUCUCUGGUGGUGAUGGUGGUACUGGUGCCGCCAAGUGGACUUCUAUCAAGUACGCUGGUUUGCCAUGGGAGUUGGGUCUUGCUGAGUCCCAUCAAACCUUGGUCUUGAACGACUUGAGAGGUAGAGUUAUCUUGCAAACUGACGGUCAAAUCAGAACCGGUAGAGAUGUUGCUAUUGCCUGUUUGCUUGGUGCUGAAGAGUGGGGUUUCGCCACUACUCCUUUGAUUGCCAUGGGUUGUAUCAUGAUGAAGAAGUGUCACUUGAACACUUGUCCUGUUGGUAUUGCUACUCAAGACCCAGAGCUCCGUAAGAAGUUCAAGGGUACCCCAGAGCACGUUAUCAACUUCUUCUACUACAUUGCCAACGAGUUGAGACAGUACAUGGCCAAGUUAGGUUUCCGUACUAUCAACGAGAUGAUUGGUAAGACCGAGGUCUUGAAGGUCCGCGAUGACUUGCGUAACACCAAGAACGCCAACAUCGACUUGCUGCCAAUCUUGACUCCUGCUCACACCAUUAGACCUGGUGUUCCAACCUACUGUAUCAGAAAGCAAGACCACAAGUUGCACGUCCGUAUUGACAACAAGUUGAUCGAUGAGUCCGAGUUGACCUUGUCUAAGGGUUUGCCAGUUACAAUCGACUGUGAGGUUGUCAACACUGACCGUUCUGUUGGUACUACUUUGUCUUACAGAGUCUCUAAGACUUUCGGUGAACAAGGUUUGCCACACGACACCAUUCACGUCAAUGUGAAGGGUUCUGCUGGUCAAUCGUUCGGUGCUUUCUUGGCUUCUGGUAUUACUUUGGAGUUGGAGGGUGACGCUAACGAUUACAUUGGUAAGGGUUUGUCUGGUGGUAGAGUUAUUGUCUACCCACCAAAGGGCUCUAAGUUCAAGGCCGAGGACCAAAUCAUUGCCGGUAACACCGGUUUCUUCGGUGCCACAUCUGGUUCUGCUUUCAUCAGAGGUGUUGCCGCUGAGCGUUUCGCUGUCAGAAACUCCGGUGCUGUCAUUGUUACUGAGGGUACCGGUGACCACGGAUGUGAGUACAUGUCCGGUGGUCGUGUUGUUGUCUUGGGUUCUACUGGUCGUAACUUUGCUGCUGGUAUGUGCGGUGGUAUUGCUUACGUUCUUGACAUGGCCCAGGACUUUGCAACUAAGGUUAACCACGGUACUGUCGGUUUGUCUUCUGUUACUGAACCAACCGAAAUCGCCUUCUUGAGAGGCCUUAUCGAGGACCACCGUCACUACACUGGUUCUGAGGUUGCCGACAACAUCUUGAACGACUUCAACCGUAUCUUGCCAAGAUUUGUCAAGGUCUUGCCUCAUGACUACAAGAAGGUUCUCGAGAAGGAGAAGCAAAAGGAGAUCGACGCCAAGCAGAGCCAAUUGAACACUUUCUUGAAACUGAUCAAGGAGGACCCUGAGUGUGAUGCCACCAACGGUGAGGCUGCCAAGAUCAAGAAGGGCCACGUUCACUCUCACGCUAAGUCUGAGCCAAAGGUUUUGGAUGUUGAGGACACUAUUCGCGACUCUGAACUCGAGAAGAAGGCAGUUGCCAAGAUCGACAAGGUCAAGGGUUUCAUGAAGUACAAGCGUAGAAACGAGAAGUACCGUCCUGCCGAGGUCCGCACCAAGGACUGGAACGAGAUGACUUCCCGUUUGACCAAGGACGAGUUGAAGCACGAGACUGCCCGUUGUAUGGACUGUGGUGUGCCAUUCUGUACCUCUGACACUGGAUGUCCUAUCUCUAACAUCAUUCCAAAGUGGAAUGAGUUGGUUUUCCAAGACAGAUGGUACGAUGCUUUGCAAAGAUUGAUGAUGACCAACAACUUCCCAGAGUUCACUGGUAGAAUUUGUCCAGCCCCAUGUAACGGUGCUUGUGUCCUCGGUAUCAACGAGGACCCAGUCAACAUCAAGUCUGUUGAGUGUGCUAUCAUUGACCACGGUUUCGAGCAAGGCUGGAUCAAGCCAAACCCACCUCACCACCGCACUGGUAAGUCUGUGGCCAUUAUUGGUUCUGGUCCUUCUGGUUUGGCUGCUGCCGACCAAUUGAACAGAGCUGGUCACUCCGUCACUGUCUAUGAGAGAUCUGACAGACCAGGUGGUUUGUUGAUGUACGGUAUUCCAAACAUGAAGUUGGACAAGGGUAUCGUGAAGCGUAGAACUGACUUGUUGGCUGCCGAGGGUGUGGAGUUUGUUUGCAACACCACCGUUGGUGAGGAUGUUACCAUUGAGGAGUUGAAGGCUUCGAACGAUGCCGUCGUUUACGCCGUUGGUUCCACCAUUCCUCGUGACCUCAAGAUUCCAGGUCGUGACUUGAAGAACAUUGACUUUGCCAUGCAACUCUUGCACAGCAACACCAAGGCUCUCUUGGAGAGCAACUUGGAGGAGAUCCGCAAAACCAUUGCCGGCAAGAACGUUGUCGUCAUUGGAGGAGGUGACACUGGUAAUGACUGUUUGGGUACCUCCACUCGUCAUGGUGCCGCUUCUGUUACCAACUUCGAGUUGUUGCCAACUCCACCAAAUGCCAGACCAAAGGACAACCCAUGGCCACAAUGGCCAAGAAUCUUCCGUGUUGACUACGGUCACACUGAAGUCGCCGCUCACUACGGUAAGGACCCAAGAGAGUACUCUAUCUUAUCCAAGGAGUUUGUGGGCGAUGAUGAAGGAAAUGUGAAGGGUAUCAAGACCGUGCGUGUUGAGUGGAAGAGAUCCGACUCCGGGGCUUGGCAAAUGGCCGAGGUUCCUGGUUCCGAGGAGUUCUUCCCUGCUGACAUUGUUUUGUUGUCUAUGGGUUUCGUUGGUCCAGAGACCGACAAGCUUGAGAUCAGCAAGACCAAGAGAGGCACCAUUCCAACAUUUGAUCCAUCUGGCUACAGAGUUUCUGCCACUGAUAACUUGUUCGCUGCCGGUGACUGUAGAAGAGGACAGUCAUUGGUCGUGUGGGGUAUCCAAGAGGGUAGACAAUGUGCCCGUGAGGUUGACUUGUACUUGAUGGGAACCACCAGAUUGCCUGGUAAUGGAUCCAUUGAGCAAAGAGACUUCCAGUUGUUGGAGAACUUGGCCGAGAAGGUCUAA